GCUUAUUUCUUUUCUCCCUUUUCCUCUUUCUUCUCCAGCCCGUUUCUGCUCUUGUCUUCCCGCUGCAACCCGAGAGGAAAAAAAAGAAAGGGAACCCAGCCAUGCCUUGGAAAAUUGGUGAGAAAGCUUGGAGAUUUCUCCUUCCUUCUUGUCCAAGAACCUGAAUUGGAACCCAGAAAUUCUCCCCCCUGCAUAAAGCUUUCGGAUCUGCCUUGCUCUGCUCCUCACCGUCCGGCUGCUCCUGCUUUGUGGGUGUGAUUUGUUCAGUUUUUUGCUUGCCGCCGGCCUCUUCCCCAACUGCAGCUCCGGUUUUAGCUGGAAAAUUCUGGUUCUUGAUCGUUCUGUCAGUUUAGUACGUGACUUGAGUGCUCGGUUUUACGGAUUGAGGUAAGUAAAUUUAUGGUAAUGCCUGUACUGUUUUUAAAAGCAUGUUUUGAUUUGUUUUUGAAGUGGUGGCGGGACUAAACCCGUUUUACACAAGCAUGACUGAUUUGAAGUGAAAUGUCUUAUGCUUUUCAUUAAAUUGAGCAUGCCUACUUGGAAUUUAAUUGAUUGUCCCGAUGAUUUGAAAGUGAUUAGUGAAUUAUGAAUUUUCUGUUAACUUCUGCCUGUUUUGUCUCCGAUACGGUCAUGUUAUCUUGUUGCCCGCUAGUGGGAGGUCAAACGCUAGCACAUGUCGACAUGUUUCUGAUAGAACCGGUUUAUUCCUGUAAUCCUGCUAGUGGGAGUUAAACACUAGCAAUUCCUGUUGCCUGCCAGUGGGAGGUUUAAACACUGGCCAUGACCUAUAGAGGAGACGUCUAUUUCGUUCCCGCACUUUUUUCCUUGUCCACCAUUUCAGGAUGUGAAAUCGAGGACGGGAAACCACGGGAAGUGACGAGUUAGAAAGCUAGCCAUUACGAGAUUAAUAUGGAUUUUUAGAAAUAAAUCAUGAUCUUGUAAGCUAGAGUGUACUUGGAGAUUUAUGAUAUCGGAGAAAUUUUAAAGAUUUGAUCUUCAGUUUUUGGUGCUGUUUUCUGCACUGUUUUUAAGCCAGAAAAAAAUUCUAUAUUUUUUCCAGGAAAAUUCUGCAUUUUACUGCAUUUUUCCUUGUUAUUUUCUGCAUUGUUUUUCCUUAGAAUUUUCUGCUCCUUGCCAAAUUUCUGGAAGUUGCAGUUACUGUUCACUGCGUAAUCACUGUUCACUAUAAUGUUUAUGGAUUACUGUUCAUGGAUUACUGUUCACGCACUAAUGACUAUUCAAUAUGAAAUUCUAUGGAACAUGUGAGCUGUGUAUGUAGAUAUUAGUAUACAUGAUAUAAAUGGCGUCAUGAUUAGGGGGUAGUCAUGGUGGUGAUUUCUUUUGGAUCCGUGGUAGUGUGGUUAUUAAUUCUGGAAUGUUUUGGUUAGUUCUUGAUUAUUCUGUCACCCUAGCAUUGGAGUGAGUUUUCUGUGUUAUGUGACUGAGGUAAGUAAAUUAUGGUAACACCUUUCGAUUUCAAAGUAAAAGCAUAUUUUAAAUUGUUUUUGAGAUGGUGGCAAGUCAAUCAAAUCUGUUGAAUUAUUGUUCAUAUUGAAACGAAUUGAAAUUCAUAAGGAGUUGGUCAAUGAUGCUCGAAUAUGUAAUUGUUUUGAGUGCCUAUUUAUUUUCUACUGGUAUUUAUGGAUUGAUUACGAGUCGAAAUAUGGUUAGGGCCCUUAUGUGUCUUGAACUUAUACUGAAUGCGGU
Messenger RNA from Rubroshorea leprosula, 1707 nucleotides. Lineage: Eukaryota; Viridiplantae; Streptophyta; Magnoliopsida; Malvales; Dipterocarpaceae. The record is from the annotation of a GenBank genome assembly.